UGAAACCAUAACAAAUACAUUUUUUUUAAUUUCUACUCAAAUAAUGAUGUGCCGGUUAAAAAUAUUAAUAAUUGCCGUCACAAUAAUUGUAGCGUCUGUGCAUAGUUUAUAUGUGUCCAUCGAACAGUGCCCGGGCACAGAUGUGAAACGAAUACGACAACAAAUACAACACCAUGAAAUCUCGCUGAUUUUCUACUACACCCGUUGGAGUGCAGACAGUUUGGAGGCUUUGCAAGAAUAUAAUGAUGUGGCAGUGUACUAUAGUGAUAAGAUAUAUUUUUCCUCUAUUGAUUGUUGGCACUUGCAAUGCAAUUGUUCGAGAGCCUUAAAUACACCGGUGGGAUCCGGUCUACCCCACAAAUGGCCUACGCUAAUGGCGUACUAUGGAAGUCGGGGCCAAUUGCAAAUUCAAUAUCAUGGUUUAUGGUCCUUUAAGGAUAUACAACAGUUUGUGCAUAACUUGGUAUACCCUUUGGAAAGAUUACAUACCAAUGAAGAUUUGGAGCAAACAAAAUUGGUUUCCGAUGCCGUGGUGAUAGGGAUUUUCAAAAGCCCCGAUAGCAGAGAGUAUAAGCAGUAUCUCAUGGCCGCCCUGAAGUGGCUAGAAAGUGAUCCCUUAAGAACAUAUCGUUUCAAAGUAAUAUUUUAUACAAAUACUACAGCAGCAGCUACAACCUACAGCCGUUUACUGAAAGGAGAUGAUAGUGGUCCCGACAUUUUAUUUAUGGGCGCAUCCAACAUCACAAAGAGGUAUGCCGAACUUCAAGGUCAUAUAUGGAAUGCCACUAAUAUACUACUAUGGCUGCAUCGAGAACUAAAAGGCGAUCUUAAAAAACUACAUGGCUAUGCUACCCCUAUUACCAUAGCCCAAAAAUUAAAUCAAAAUUCUGUUUUGGCUGUUUUCGUCAAUCAACCUCAUCCAUUUUUCACAUACAUGGAGGAGAAGGUGGACAGGGAUAAGGCUUGCAGUAAAAUUGCCUCAGAUUGCUGGAAAAGAAUACAACAAAAUGAAUAUUUCCGAGCUUUAGGGAUACAGCAUAUUCUAGAAAGUCUUCAAAUUUAUACAGAUAACAAUCUGUGCUACUACAACAUGGAUAUUGCGCUCAAAAACCUUGGUGAUUACUAUGAAAUCAACAGUUAUUUGAAAUUUUUAGUGCAGAACUUGGCUUAUCCAUCCUCAUCUAAGGUCAAAGAUGACUUUAAGCCCAACAUAAUGAGAUUGUUAAACUUUCAUCACAUUACAAAUUGUUUAAAUUUUGAAAUCAAAUCAUCAAACUCUCUGUAUAUAGCCACGGCCAAACAUCUGCAAGCGGUGGUAGAUAAAGAAGCUAAGCUCUUCAAUAGCAAUCGCACUAUUUCCGUAGUGGUGUUGGAUACUGAACGCUAUAAGGAUUAUCUGCAAGGCCUAGACAUGAGACCACAGAGUCAAAGUAUGGCCAGUGCUUUUAUUAUUGAUAUGAAGCAAGAAAGUAUUUUCCCAAUGACUGACCAAUUUGAUAUGACGAACUUUAGAAGAUAUCUAGGCCAAUACUAUCAACGUUGUUUACCAGCUCACUUUAAGAGUGAGCAUUUAAAACAACUGAAUAACUCAAGUCCGCGCAAGGCAAAGAGUUCCUUGGACAGCUAUGGCAUGGCAAAUUUAAACCAUUUUACAUUUCAAAAUAGUUUGCAUUAUUCCCACAAUCAAUCGCUGGUACUACUUAUACAUUCACCAGAAUGUGCCCUUUGUGGCACACUGCAACAUACAUUUAUACAAAUAUCAUCGGCUCUGAGAUCACUUGCACCCGAGCUGCAGUUUGUUAGACUCAAUGCUCUGCUAAACGAUUUACCAUGGCAAUUCAAUAUGGCCUCUUUGCCAGUGCUGUUAGUUUUUCCCAAGCAUGGCUUCAGUGAUACGCGCAUUUUUCCCUCACAUUUAAAACCAGAUUUUAAAAAUGUUUUUGCAUUUAUUUUAAAGCAACUACCUGCAGAAGACCAAAUAAAAACCAUAGUGACAUUCUGUCAGAGUCGGGGCUUAGGCUCGAACCACACCCAAUCUUGUUGGCGUUUUGCCAAAAAUCUACUUAUGCAACACAUAAGUAAUCAUCUACAUUACUGGCAAUUGUUCGAGAACGAACGAAGCAUAAUAUUCCAACGAUUACGUGCCUUUAAGGACAUGAGUUUAGAUGUACAACGUAAUUUACGAUUAUAGCUCUUAAGAUAUUAUUAUUCAAAAUAUAAUGGUCUCUUAUGUUAAUUCUAAUUAAAUAAAUUAAAUUAGAUUCUAUUCAAAUGUGAA
Molecule: messenger RNA, 2278 nt
Organism: Stomoxys calcitrans (stable fly)
Lineage: Eukaryota; Metazoa; Arthropoda; Insecta; Diptera; Muscidae
Exons: 1
Coding region: 44-2191 (715 amino acids)
Source: RefSeq, a predicted model, not a curated record